This is a messenger RNA of Prunus avium (sweet cherry), 2398 nucleotides long. Its product is annotated as protein trichome birefringence. Gene Ontology annotation, cellular component: Golgi apparatus. The record is from RefSeq and is a predicted model, not a curated record. NCBI's taxonomy places the organism in Eukaryota, Viridiplantae, Streptophyta, Magnoliopsida, Rosales, Rosaceae. Gene Ontology annotation, molecular function: O-acetyltransferase activity.
AUGUCCCUCUUCAGUUUCUCUCUCUCAUAAGUGUUUCAUUCACUUGAGAAUUCUCACACAACAAAACUCUCUCUCUCUCUCUCUCUCUACCAGAAGCAGCACCAUUUGUACUUUCAUCUCUCUCUCUCCUCAACUUCCACUUUCCCCACAUCUGGCUCCUCUCCUUCCACGAUCACAUCUAUGGCUGAGGCCACAAAGCACCACCUUCCAACCAUCAAUGGCGGAACUUUGCUCUCAGACCUCAAGAGCCUCUUCUCCAUCCUCAAAACCAGAAGAACUGUGGCUUUUGCUUAUGGGUUCAUGUUUGCCUUUGUUGCCUUCACUGUUUUCUUGGCCUUCAGCCCCUCCCCAAACUCUGGUGCUCCUUGGUUCUCAAACAUCUUCACAAGUUCCAGAACCAGUUCUAGUUCUAGUUCAUUUUUCUCUUUCUUGUUUCCCAAUGGCACUUCAUCUCCACAGCAACAAAAUCAAACCGUUGCUUUUGCUCCACAAACAGAGCCCUCUAGAUCUAUUAGCACCGCCGCCGCACAAGCUCCUUCUGUGAAUAAACAGCCACCUCUUGUGAAAAACCAAACUCAACCCACAAUUUUGAACCCAAAUCAGACAUCAAUCGCACCGCCUAAACCUCUAGUUACACCCAAGAAUACUACUAGUAAGCCUGAACCAACCACCCUUGUGAAGAACCAAACUGAAAGCACCCAGAAUUCUGAUAAAGCCGCAGUUUUUAAGGCCAAUCAGACCGCAAUUGCCGCCCCGAAAACCCCGGUGGCGGCCGCGGGGAAUAAAAGCUCGAAUUCGGCACCGCAAUCGGGUUUUCCGGAGAAGAGUGUUGCACAGAAGGGAGUGGAAUCGAAUUAUACUGCUUCUGUGUUGAAGAAACGGAACAAUGAAACAAAUUCUGGUGUGUCGGUGAAGCAGGGGAAGCAGGGGAAGCAGGGGAAUGAUGAUUUGAUGAAGUCUUUGAUGAAUUGUGAUAUAUUACAUGGGGAAUGGGUGAAGGAUGAUUCAUACCCUCUAUACAAACCCGGGUCUUGUCCUCUGAUUGAUGAGCAAUUCAAUUGCAUUCUUAAUGGUAGGCCUGAUAAGGAUUUUCAGAAAUUCAAAUGGAAGCCUAAGGAUUGCACUCUGCCAAGGUUGGAUGGAAGUCAUAUGUUGGAGUUGUUGCGAGGAAAGCGCCUGGUAUUCGUUGGUGAUUCGCUGAACAGGAAUAUGUGGGAGUCUCUGGUUUGCAUCCUGAGAAACUCGGCCAAAGAUAAAAGCAAGGUCUUUGAAGCAAACGGAAGAACCCAUUUUCGUGGCGAAGCUUCAUACUCCUUCAUAUUCAAAGACUAUAACUGCACGGUGGAGUUCUUUGUGUCUCCCUUCUUAGUUCGAGAAUGGGAAAUGCCAGAAAAAGACGGAUCAAAGAGAGAGACACUUCGUCUCGACUUAGUAGGGAGAUCUUCUGAUCUAUAUAAAGAUGCAGAUGUCGUCAUCUUCAACACUGGACACUGGUGGACUCAUGAGAAAACCUCCAAAGGGAAAGACUAUUACCAAGAAGGUAGCCAUGUUUAUGGUGAACUGAAUGUUCUUGAGGCAUUUCGGAAAGCUUUAACUACAUGGGCCAGAUGGGUUGAUACCAAAAUUAAUCCAAGGAAAAGUAUCGUCUUCUUUCGUGGUUAUUCUGCUUCCCAUUUCAGCGGUGGGCAAUGGAAUUCUGGUGGCCAAUGUGACAGUGAGACUCUUCCCAUCUCCAACGAGACGUAUCUGAGGCCAUACCCCCCUAAGAUGCUAGUACUGGAGAAGGUGUUGAGAAACAUGAAAACCCAUGUCACCUAUCUCAACAUCACAAGAAUGACCGAUUUCCGGAAGGAUGGUCACCCAUCAAUCUACCGGAAGCAACACCUGUCCAAUGCAGAGAGGAGAUCACCAAAGAGCUUCCAGGAUUGCAGCCAUUGGUGCCUUCCUGGUGUUCCUGAUGCAUGGAAUGAGGUUCUCUACGCCGAGCUCCUAGUAAAACUGUACCAGAAUCGGCAGCAGCAACUGCAACAGCAGAAGAGAGCGUAGGUAAAAAAAAAGGUUACACAAAACCUAAAAUUCCACAUUCAUACACACUCAAAUUUCGAGUCAAAAUCACACUAAGCAGUAUACUUUCUCUUUUUCCCCACCCUUUUUUUCGACGUUAUCGAUAUAAAAGCAGUGAAGCAAAGAUCCGAGAGGAAGAGUGCUUAUGCUACAAGUUAUGUGUUUGUUUAUAUGAGGAAAGAGUGAAACGAGGAGGGAGGGAUUUUAGUGAAAUUUUCACUUGUAAAUUUCUUCUCCUCCUUUACCACAUCUUAUUCUUUUAGCCCCAAAUGAAAGGCUUUGAGAAUUGUAAAUGUCUAAAUUCUAAUUAUUUAGUUUGUUUUAUUUAAAUAAA